This is a messenger RNA of Cladophialophora immunda, 2772 nucleotides long. RefSeq lists its product as uncharacterized. The transcript is spliced from 6 exons. The record is from RefSeq and is a predicted model, not a curated record. Bases 130 to 2772 code for a protein of 880 amino acids. Lineage: Eukaryota; Fungi; Ascomycota; Eurotiomycetes; Chaetothyriales; Herpotrichiellaceae.
GGGGGCGCCAACAGUUAGCCAUCACAAGCACAACUGGAUUCAGCCUUGGACUAGGGCCCAAAUUUUUGCCACAAUUUGCGUCCUGUCUCAUUAGGCAGCCGCUAACCUCGGUCAACUCGGACGCCAGUGAUGGCCUGGACAAUCCCGUCAGUGGCCUUGACGAUAUUGCUGGCCACCACCGUGCUAAUCUCGACGGCACUGUUACCGUUUGUUGCGAAAAUCUCUGGUCGUAGGAAAGAGAGACGUCCUAGCGGAAUCAUAGUCGUUUCUAACCCUGAAAACCCCAAAUUCGAAAUCGUCGCAGUCCAUGGCCUCGGAGCCCACCCGGUGCACACAUGGUGCAGCACCUCAAACAGUGCCCAGAAAGAGUCCGGAAACAUGGCUUCAUCAGAGCCCGCACAGGUGACAUUCGAUGCCCCGGCCAAAUCGGUGAACACAUGCAACAAUGGACAUGUGCAUCUGCUCAGGGAUCUACUCCAGCCCAAAUUCCCAGAGGCUAGAAUACUGAGCUUUGCCCACAACUCCGACUGGUUCGUCAAUGCACCAGUUAAGACGGCACAAGAGAUUGGCGAUAAGCUACUGGAGCAACUGGCAGAAGCCCGGAAGGACAAUCUCCGCAUUCCCAUUAUCUUCGUCUGCCACAGUUUUGGCGGCAUCAUCGUGAAGAAGGCCCUAUGUAGAGCCGGAGGUGACUCGGAAGAAAUCCUCUCCAAUACACAUGGUAUUAUUUUCCUCGGGACCCCUCACCAAGGCUCGUCCGCCUCUGUCGCCGGUGCCAUUCUGGCCACCAUCACCGCCGUCCUCGGGUCCGAGAACGGUCUCCUGCUCUCGCUGAGAAAUCACCGUGACGAGCUCUCCGACCUCGAAAAACUCUUUGCAGACCGUAUGAGGGAGAAGGAACAGCUGCGAGAGAAAACCCAAAUCUUCUCCUUCUAUGAAACCAUGCCGACCACUUUAAUGGGAUGGCUGUAUCUUGGCCUUGUUGUUACUAGAGACUCAGCGCGGACUCACGAUGCUACGGCCAUCCCCAUCGACACGGACCAUUCCGGCCUCAAUAAACCCGAAGAUGAGCUGAGUAGAAAGCUUAUAAGGGUGAUCGAGGGCCUCAAUGAGAACGCCAAGCCAACCUUAAACGCCAACCAGCAGUACGUCGUGGAUAAGUUUACUCUUGUCGAAGGCGCCGUAUUCGACUCUUACGACGAAGAGUACCCGGAGACAUGCCUCGAUGGGACCCGCGUCGAUCUCCUCCAUCUAAUUGACCAGUGGGCAGACAACCCGGAGGGCAAAUACAUCUUCUGGCUACAGGGCAUGGCCGGCACUGGAAAGUCUACCAUUUCUCGGACCGUCGCCCGCAAAUUCGCUAAUAGUGCCCGCCUUGGAGCCAGCUUUUUCUUCAAACGGGGUAGACGUGACCGGGAUAAAGCUUCACGGCUCUUUCCCACCCUCGUCAGACAGCUUGUGUUACAAAUACCUGGUCUGGAUGGUCUGGUCGCUCAAGCAAUUAAGGCCAACCAAGAUAUCUCUACCAAAGGGUUGGGUGAACAGUUCAAAACGUUGAUUCGUGAGCCACUACAAAAAGUCAAAUCUACUCCAAAACAGCAUUCGACCUUGAUCAUUGUGGUGGAUGCUUUAGACGAGUGUGAGAACGAGCGCGAUAUGAGGACAAUCAUCGAAUUAUGGUCACGACUACCUCAUAUGCCGACUAUCAAGCUUCGACUCCUCCUAACCAGUCGACCCGAGCUACCCAUUCUACAAGAAUUCAAAAGGAUAUCCGCCGAAGUCCAUCAAGACAUGGUUCUUCAAGAUAUCGUUCCUCGUACAACGAUUCAGCAUGACAUCACUAUUUUCCUGAAAGAUGCGUUCUCGAAAAUUAGUGAGAAUUACAACAAUGAUACACCUCCGGAGUCACGGCUAGAGCAUGACUGGCCUGGCGAUAAAGUCAUCCAGCUAUUGACCGAGAUGUCUAUCCCUUUGUUCAUCGUUGCCGCGACUAUUUGUCGAUUCGUCGGUGAUAACAGGUGGUGGAACCCUCGAGCAAGGCUAGAGAAAUUUUUAGAGAUGAAAAGCAUAGGAACGAUGUCCCCAAUAGGGCAAACAUACCUUCCCGUGCUACAGCAACUGUCGGCAGAGGUGAGUUGGUCACGUGACGCGGAGCUGCUCUAUGAAGAAUUCCGCGUGAUUAUCGGAUCCAUUGUUGUCCUUGCCGAGCCGCUUUCCAUCGCGUCCCUAACAGAUCUUCUGAAAGACUCCCACUACGACUUCUCUCAACAGGGCAUUUGGCAACGCCUGCGCCCACUGCAUUCUGUUUUGAGGGUCCCGGACGACUUUUUCGGACCUGUUCGGACACUUCACCUAUCCUUUAGCGAGUUUCUGUUGAGCGACGAAAUUCGACACGAACCUUUUAGAGUGGACGGCCCGGCUACACAUCGAAUGCUGCUGAUGAAAUGUCUGCAACUACUGUCAGGAUCUAACGGUCUGCGAGAGAACCUAUGCGACCUUGAGUAUCCCGGCCAGCUACGACAAGAGGUGGACAGGGCUACGGUUAAUAAAUGUCUCUCACCCGCAUUGCAAUAUGCGUGCCGAUACUGGGUGUAUCACGUCCGGCAUGGAAUGGACCGGACUCACAAAGACGAAGUGCACGACAAAGUGUAUAAGUUCUUACGGCAGUACUUCCUAUAUUGGCUUGAAGCUCUAAGCCUAAUGGAUAGGAUCGCCGAAGUCAUUGAAUACGUGAGCGACUUACAAUCACUUAUAUCGGUAAGUAACCUCUAG